This is a messenger RNA of Linum trigynum, 3329 nucleotides long. The record is from the annotation of a GenBank genome assembly. Lineage: Eukaryota; Viridiplantae; Streptophyta; Magnoliopsida; Malpighiales; Linaceae.
CCACAAAGAAAAAGUUGAUCGACAGUCAAACAGAGAGAAACAGAGAGACAGAUAGAUGGAAACUAUAAUGGAAGAAGUGGUGAUUGUGGGCGCCGGAAUAGCAGGCCUGGCGACGGCUCUGGCGCUGAAGCGAGUCGGGAUUCGAGCUCUGGUUUUGGAAAAGGCAGAGUGUCUCAGAACCACCGGAGCUGCACUGAAUCUCUUCCCCAACGCCUGGAUUGCACUCGACGCUUUGGGGGUUUCUCACAAGCUCACUCCCCUUUACGCUCCCCUGACCACCGGAUCCAUUACCAAUGUCGCCACCGGCGGCGUUCAGCAAAUCUCCUUCACCGGAGUUUUCUCGGGAAAUGGGGAAGGACCCAGACCCGUUCACCGGAAAAAGCUGCUGGAGGUUCUGGCGGAGGAGCUCCCGCCGGACACGAUUCGAUUCUCGUCCCAACUCGCUUCCAUCGAAACCCAACAAUUUCCCUCUAAAUCCGGCGCCUCCGCUGCUUCUCUGGCAGUUGUGCAUUUGAAAGACGGAACCACCAUCAAGUCUAAGGUUCUAAUCGGGUGCGACGGAUUGCACUCCAUGGUUGCACAAUGGCUAGGACUCUCAGCUCCAAUCCACUCAGGCCGAUCCGCGGCUCGUGGGCUAGCGGUUUACCCACAAGGCCAUGAACUCGGAAGCAAUGUCCAGCAGUUCGUCGAUAUCGGCAAAAGGGCCGGCGUCGUUCGCCUGAACGAUACCGAGGUGUUCUGGUUCAUCACUUGCGAAGGAGACUACAGAACAUACGACCCAAACACAAUCCAAGAUGAGGUGCUCAACCACCACGCAUCGAACUUCCCCUCGGCCUUCCUCGACGUGGUCCGCCACUCGGACCUCUCUUCCCUGUCGUGGGCGCCGCUGAUGAUGAGGAACCCAUGGAACAUCAUCGUCGGGAACGUGAGCAGAGGGAACGUGACGGUGGUGGGGGAUGCUUUUCACCCAAUGACGCCCGAUCUCGGGCAGGGCGGGUGCUGCGCUCUCGAAGACGCCGUGGUUCUCGGGAGGCACAUCGGGAACUCGUUGAUCGCGAACGGCGGCGGGAAGAAGUCGCUGGUGCCGGAGGAGGUGGCGGCGGUGUUGGAGGGGUACGCGAAGGAGCGGCGGUGGCGGGCGGCGGGGCUGGUGACGGGUUCGUAUGUGUCCGGUUGGGUGCAGCAGAGCGGGAAGAAUUGGUGGAGGAAGAUGCUGAGGGUUGUGUUCUAUAGCUACUUGUUUGUGAUGCUGGCUAGGUAUGUCAAGUUUGAUUGCGGGAAGCUGCCUGGUGGUGGUGAUGAUGAUCGGGUUGGUGAUGACCGGAAACCGGAUGGGUCGAGUAAGUUGGAUUAGGGUUUGGGUAAUUGGGUUGGGUGGUUUGGGUAGUGGUGAAGAUUUGUGGAUAUGUGAAAUGUUGUGCUUGUAAUGUUUUAAGUUUUUUUAUUGGUUUUUGGGUAGGUAUGGUUUGGUUCGGUUAAGCUAUAUGGUUUGUAUUUCAUUGAUUCAUUAAUGGCAAAUAAAGGAUGUUUACAAAGAGGUUUAGAUGUAAUUUGAGAGUGUACUCUAAAGGUGUUAAUAUAUGUAAGCAUUAUCAUUAGUUACCUAAGAUUUGUAUUCUUAAUGAUAUUUUACAACUACAAUUAAUGUUAUUUUAUAGGUCGGAAUAUGGUUAUUUUCGUAAUCAUAAACGUCUUUGGUCCACGUUGAGUUCUUGUCUCGAUUCACAGAUUGAUGCAGGUCGACACAUACGAGUAAAGAGUAACACUUUAGGUUCUCAUCUAAUUAUAAUUUGAUUAGAGCUAAAAAAAAGCUUUCAAUAAUUUAAACAAAAUUCCGCAUAAUGUAGAGAAAACGAAUCGAGAAUAGAAUGCGUUAGGUUACGUACUUAUGCAUAAUCAGAUCUAACAUAUUGAUUUUGAGCGGUGUUAGAUCUAAGAGGUGAGAUUAAAAAAAAUAUAUGUUUUAAUCCUUUGUAUCUUCUUUAUUUAAGUUAGAGUUUUUUUUUUCAUAGAUGGUACGGGUUUGUUAUCUACAAAAUGAUAUUCAUUUAUAAUAUAUUUUGAGUAAGAAACGGUGUACCAUAGUGACACCACUCGUAUUACCGUUAUUUUUAACUCAAUUUUUGAGAAACAUUUGAUGGUCAGAUCAAAACCAAACUGAACACAAUGAUUGUUCAGUCUUGGCCCUAACAUGUCUUUCACUAUUGGAGUGCGGUUCUCAUGAGUUUGGUCUGGUUGGCACCUGAACAUUGCGCACCCUUAACGAUCGGUAUAUUUCUAAUAUAAUGUACAACAACCAUUCUACUACAUACAUACCACCAUAGUACACUUUCUUACCAACAUGAUAUAUUCUUAUGUACUUCUAAGGAUUAGAGACAUGGUAUGGACUAUAGAGAAAUUUCACAAUACUAUAUAGUAUUGGUUAGGGGUGGGCAUUCGGUCGGUUCGGUUUCCACCGAGCCAAAAUUAUGAAUACCGGGUCCCCGAAUUCUCCCAAACCACAAACCGAAUUAUAAUUCGGUUCGGUCGAUUUAAACCGAACUAUAAUUCGGUUCGGUCGAUUUAAACCGAACUAUAAUUCGGUUCGAUUCGGUUUUUCACACAAAACCGAAUUUGUGAAACUACUUGUAUUUUCUCACUUUUAAAUUAUUUUUCACCUCUAAUAUAAACAAUAAAUAUCAAUUAUAUGCAUCAUCAAUGAUAAAACCAAACUUUUCAACACAUAAGUCAUAAAACAUUUCAAAUAUUUAAGUCUAAAAACAACUACAAACAUAAAAAUCCACCAUUUGGAGCUUGUAAUUAUAGUAUUUCGGUUUUUCGGUCGGAAAUUCGGUUCGGUUGAAAGAACCUUGAUUUCCGAACUAUCCAUAUUUUCCUUCCGAAUUCCGAACCGAAUAGCAUUAAUUCGGUUUCGGUUCGAUUUAAUUCGAUUUCGGUUCGGUUCGGGUUUACCGAACCGUUUGCCCACCCCUAGUAUUGGUCCUAUAGGUUUUUGCCUUUAUGGUACAACUUAAAAUUGUACAUUUACGUUAUGUUACAACUUCAGAUCGUACCUAUACUUUUUGUACAAAUUCUUUUAUGGUACAACUUGAACUUGUACCUUUAUGUGAUGAUACAACUUCAAGUUGUAAAGUUGUACCAUAACAUAAUGGUACAAAUUGCUUUAUGGUACAACCUAAACUUAUACAUUUAAUGUUUUGGUACAACUUUGAGUUGUACAUUAUAGCACCAAUGCUAUAUAGCAUAGUAGAAGUGCUCCUAUACUAUAUAUUAGAUAUCAUUUAGAAAAAUACAAUUAAUCUAAUGCAAAAUAAAUUACAUUACAACUU